CACCCACCUCUCAGUUUAUUUUCAAAGCUUCGACGAAUUCUUCUUGCCUAGUCUGCCUCUCCCUCUCGUUUUCUUCUUCUUCUUCUUCUACUUCUACGAGGUGAUCGAUCAAUUGCGCAUGGGGAAUCACAAGAAGUUGCUGCAGUUUCUGAGGCCCGCGGACACGGCCGUGGCGGCGGCGAGGUUGUCGGACGAUGACGACGAUGGUGGGGCGCCGUCGUCGGUGCCGCCGUCGCCGAUGAGUACCUGGAGCGGGCGGACGUCGGCGGCGGCGUCGCCCUCGCCGUAUGUCAUGUCGCCGUGGGUGAAUCUUCCUGGGUUUGGUGUUGGUGGUGGUGAUGAGAUGGUCGCCGGCGGCGGCGGGACGGGGUUGCUCGGGUCGCUGGUGAAGGAGGACGGGCAUGUCUACUCGCUAGCCGCGGCGGGGGAGUUGCUGUACACCGGGACGGACUCCAAGAACGUGCGGGUGUGGAGGCAUCGCCGCGAGUUCGCCGGGUUCCGGUCCGGGAGCGGGCUCGUCAAGGCGAUCGUCGUCGCCGGCGACGGGAGGAUCUACACGGGGCACCAGGACGGGAAGGUGCGGGUGUGGCGCGCGUCGGCGGAUGACCCCGCCGUGCACCGCCGCGUCGGCUCGCUGCCGGGGCUCGGGGACGUGCUGCGGAGCGCGGUCCGGCCGUCGCGCUACGUCGAGACGCGGCGCCGGCACAGCGCCCUGUGGCUGCGCCACUUCGACGCCGUGUCGUGCCUCAGCCUCGACGCCGCGGCGGGGCUGCUCUACUCCGGGUCGUGGGACAAGACGUUCAAGGUGUGGCGCGUGUCGGACUCGCGGUGCCUCGAGUCGGUGCGGGCGCACGACGACGCCGUCAACACGGUGGCCGCCGCCGGGUUCGACGCGCUGGUGUUCACCGGCUCGGCGGACGGGGCGGUCAAGGUGUGGCGGCGGGAGCCCGGGAAGGGCGGCGCCACGAGGCACGCCAUGGAGCGGGUGCUGCGGAAGGGCGAGAGCGCGGUCACCGCCAUCGCCGUGGCCGCGGAGGCGCGCGUCGUGUACGUCGGCUCCUCGGACGGCGCCGUCACGCACUGGCAGUGGCGGCGCGGCGGCGCCGGUGUCGCCGGGCCACCGAGGAACGGCGGGGCGCUGCGCGGGCACAGGAUGGCCGUGCUCUGCCUCGCCGUCGCCGGGCGUGUCGUCGUCAGCGGCUCCGCCGACCGGACGAUCUCCGUGUGGCGGCGCGAGGAGGGCGCCGACCACGCCCGCCUCGCCGUGCUCGCCGGCCACACGGGCCCCGUCAAGUGCGUCGCCAUGGACGAGGAGGACGACACCGCCGGCGACAAGCGGUGGGUGGUCUACAGCGGCAGCCUGGACGGCUCCGUCAAGGUGUGGCGCGUCUCGAGCACCCCCGACGCGGCGGCGGCGCGGACGCCGGCGCACGGGUGGAAGGCGACGCCGUCGCCGCUGGGCGCGUGGACGCCGUACGCCGCGACGCCGGCGCGGAAGCGCAUGGCCGCGGCGUGAGCGGAGAAUGCGCGGAGCACACACGUGGCCCAAUGAGAGAGCAGCAGCAGCAGUAGGGCAACAUGUACAUGAGUAGUACGUAGAGUGUAGAGCUAUACACCGUAUGUUUAUACGGUGCGGCGUAUUUUUCGAUUUGUUUUAAUUUGGAAAGGCCGCAAAAAUGGACGGCCCGAUGUGGACUUGUCGUUUGUGUGCUGGUGAUUUGGUCGGUGAUCUCAGCGGCCUGUGGGCCCAGAGGAUGGUGAGAGAUUUGGACAUUUCCAACUAAGCAGGGAAAGGUUUUUUUAGUUGAGAAGAAAGAUGGGGAUGUUUUUCAAUUUUUCUUUUGUGUUCUUUCUUUGGUUUGGCGAUUUGUUUUGCAAGAAAAGUUGUAUAAAAGAUUUUUCUUGUGAGAGAAGGAAAGAAGAUGUUGGCUGCUUUUCUUAUCUAGGAGUACAAAUUAUAGCAUCCAUGACUAUUUAAAUUGUAUUUCACCACAUUUUACA
Molecule: messenger RNA, 2001 nt
Organism: Oryza sativa Japonica Group (Japanese rice)
Lineage: Eukaryota; Viridiplantae; Streptophyta; Magnoliopsida; Poales; Poaceae
Product: protein JINGUBANG
Molecular function (GO): protein binding
Source: RefSeq, a predicted model, not a curated record